Messenger RNA from Nilaparvata lugens (brown planthopper), 819 nucleotides. RefSeq lists its product as uncharacterized. Lineage: Eukaryota; Metazoa; Arthropoda; Insecta; Hemiptera; Delphacidae. The record is from RefSeq and is a predicted model, not a curated record. The coding region runs from base 91 to 540 and encodes 149 amino acids. The transcript is spliced from 2 exons.
AGAAGACGAAAUUUGCAAGCCAUCUCUGUGGUAUUUCGAUUUGCUGCAUUUUCUCAAUGAUCAGGAGACACAAGGCCGUCGAGGAAUACCAUGGACGAAAGUGAAGAGUCUGUAAACUGCGACGAAUCAUCACAACUAGUGGAAGACGAUGUGCAAGAAACUGUUAUUGACAGUGGGCCCAGUGAAGCUGCUACUACCCCUGCUACUCCUGCUUCCGAAGCAUCUAUGAGUACUUCCCAUUCUGUCAAUACCUCGCGCAAGUUAACUCGUAACAAGAGGAAGGCUGUUGGGAAUGAUGAUGGCACAACUGAAGUCCUGCAGGUGAUAGGGAAGAAACUGGAAUCGCUACAGGCAGAUGAUGCAUUUCAGGUAUUUGGAAAACAUGUGGCUAAUAAACUCAGAGAAGUCCCGAAUUCACAAAACAUAAUUGCUCAGAAACUAAUUUCCGACGUUUUAUUCGAAGCUGAGUUGGGUACGCUUACCAGAAAUUUUCGACUUGUUGACAUGAAAAGCCAGCGACAAGAUGAUUUGGUUCAAUGAAUGCCACAAAUUAUUGGCCUCAACAGAAUACGCCACAUCAAAUCAGAAUGCAACAAAAUCUUUCUUCACAAGUUGGACAAUACCACUCCUUCUCGCAGCAGCCGCAGCCUAUGCCACAUAACUACGCCCCAGAACAAAUACCUCACACUCAGGAGUAUGAAACAAUUGGGAAAAUUUCGGCAGUUUCAUGCAUCAUCCCACAGCAAGGUGAACAAGAUGUACAGACACGCGCCCACCAAGCCCCUGCCCAAUCUCCCGUUGGAACCUACUUGUCAUCAU